CCACUCAGCCCUCACCUUGCCUGUUGCAGGUUCUUCUUCGGUAAGAACAAGGUGAUGAUCCUGGCACUGGGCAAGGGAGUCCGUGACGAGUAUCGUGAGGGUCUGCACAAGGUGGGGCAGCGUCUGCGGGGAGAAGUUGGCCUACUCUUCUCUCAGUGGGACUCGGACAAAGUCACCAAGUGGUUUUCGGAGUUCUCCCAGGUGGACUUUGCCCGCUCUGGGGCUCGCGCCCCCAUGGACGUCGUUCUAGACGCGGGCCCUCUGCAGGAGUUCCCACACUCCAUGGAGCCGCAGCUGCGGCAGCUCGGCCUGCCCACCAGCCUGCAGCGAGGCGUAGUCCACCUGCUGAGAGACUUCACUCUGUGCAAAGAGGGCGACUUGCUCACCCCCGAACAGGCCCGUCUCCUGAAGCUGUGCUCCAUGCCGCUGUGCGAGUUCAGGGUGCGAGUGGACUCAGUGUGGAGCGCUGCCACGGGCCAGUGUCUUCCUCUGCAGGGUGCUGAUGGUGGCGGUGAUGGUGGUGAUGGUGGUGAUGAUGGUGAUGGUGAUGAUGGUGGUGAUGGUGAUGAUGGUGGUGAUGGUGGUGCUGAUGAUGGUGGUGAUGGUGGUGGUGAUGGUGGUGAUGGUGGUGCUGAUGGGGAGUGAAACCUGCUUGUCGGCAUCUUAGCCAUCAAAAAUCGCCGUCAUCAUCGUCAUCACCAUCGUCGUCAUCACCAUCAUCAACAUCAUCACCACAAUCACCAUCAUCAGCACCGUCAUCACCAUCCUCAC
Messenger RNA from Petromyzon marinus (sea lamprey), 771 nucleotides. NCBI's taxonomy places the organism in Eukaryota, Metazoa, Chordata, Hyperoartia, Petromyzontiformes, Petromyzontidae. The record is from RefSeq and is a predicted model, not a curated record.